Molecule: messenger RNA, 1512 nt
Organism: Musca vetustissima
Lineage: Eukaryota; Metazoa; Arthropoda; Insecta; Diptera; Muscidae
Product: mitochondrial-processing peptidase subunit beta-like
Exons: 4
Coding region: 81-1505 (474 amino acids)
Cellular component (GO): mitochondrion
Molecular function (GO): metalloendopeptidase activity; metal ion binding
Source: RefSeq, a predicted model, not a curated record
AAAUAUCGUCCAGUUGGGACGAGAGUAUUUUGUAAUUAUUUAAGUGAGCAAGGAAAUUUAAAUAAAAAAAUCCCUUCACCAUGGCUAUGCGUGUGCUUGGCGUUUCGCAAAAUAUGCGACAAUUAUCUAAAGGAAUCAAUUUGUUGAAGCGCUACAAAGCUUCCGAUGCCGCUAGCUUGAAGAAGACUCUCGUCAACAUCCCAGCCACUCAAGUGACCACUUUGGAUAAUUGCUUGCGUGUUGCCAGUGAAGAUUCUGGUGCCGCCACUGCCACCGUGGGUCUAUGGAUCGAUGCUGGUUCUCGUUCUGAGACCCCACAAAAUAAUGGUGUUGCUCACUUCUUGGAACACAUGGCUUUCAAGGGUACUGCCAAGCGUUCCCAAACCGAUUUGGAAUUGGAAGUUGAAAACAUGGGUGCUCAUUUGAAUGCCUACACCUCUCGGGAACAAACUGUUUUCUACGCCAAGUGUUUGUCUAAGGAUGUACCCAAGGCUGUUGAAAUCUUGGCCGACAUCAUCCAAAACUCCAAAUUGGGAGAAUCCGAAAUUGAGCGUGAACGUUCCGUAAUUUUGCGUGAAAUGCAAGAAGUUGAAAGCAACUUGCAAGAAGUAGUAUUCGAUCAUUUGCACGCCACUGCCUACCAAGGUACCCCAUUGGGCCAAACCAUCUUGGGCCCCACCAAGAACAUCAAGUCCAUUGGCAAAGCCGAUUUGCAAGACUACAUUAGCACCCACUACAAGGCUUCUCGCAUUGUCUUGGCCGGUGCCGGUGGUGUCAAGCACAACGACUUGGUUAAAUUGGCUGAUCAACAUUUGGGCAAGUUGGCCAACACCUAUGAUGGCAAGCCACCAGAGGUUACUCCCUGCCGUUUCACUGGCUCUGAAGUCCGUGUACGUGACGAUUCCUUGCCUUUGGCUCACAUUGCCAUUGCUGUUGAAGGUUGCGGCUGGACCGAUCAAGAUAACAUUCCCUUGAUGGUUGCCAACACCCUUAUCGGAGCCUGGGAUCGUUCUCAAGGUGGUGGCGUCAACAAUGCCUCCAACUUGGCUCGUGCCAGCGCUGAGGACAAUUUGUGCCACAGCUUCCAAUCCUUCAACACCUGCUACAAAGAUACCGGUUUGUGGGGCAUUUACUUCGUCUGCGAUCCAUUGGAAUGCGAAAACAUGCUUUUCAACGUACAAAAGGAAUGGAUGCGUCUCUGCACCAUGGUCACCGAAGCUGAAGUUGAACGUGCCAAGAACUUGUUGAAGACCAACAUGUUGUUGCAAUUGGACGGCACAACCCCCAUCUGUGAAGAUAUCGGUCGCCAAAUGCUCUGCUACAACCGUCGCAUCCCAUUGCACGAAUUGGAACAACGCAUCGAUGCCGUCGAUGUCCAAAAUGUACGCGAUGUUGCCAUGAAAUACAUUUUCGACAGAUGUCCAGCUGUUGCCGCUGUCGGUCCCGUUGAAAAUCUUCCCGACUACAACAGAAUUCGUUCCUCUAUGUACUGGAUGAGAGUCUAAAUUUUAA